AUGGGUGAAAAGAAACCAGAGCCCUUGGACUUCGUGAAAGAUUUCCAGGAAUACCUGACGCAGCAGACCCAUCAUGUGAACAUGAUUUCUGGAUCGGUUAGUGGGGACAAAGAAGCAGAGGCUCUUCAGGGAGCUGGAACAGAUGGUGAUCAGAAUGGACUCGAUCACCCGUCUGUUGAAGUUUCCCUGGAUGAAAACUCAGGAAUGUUAGUCGACGGGUUUGAAAGGACCUUUGAUGGGAAGCUCAAGUGUCGGUACUGCAACUAUGCCAGCAAAGGGACGGCCCGGCUGAUCGAGCACAUUAGAAUCCACACAGGUGAGAAACCUCAUAGGUGUCACUUAUGUCCAUUUGCAUCUGCUUACGAGCGCCAUCUGGAAGCUCAUAUGCGCUCCCACACUGGAGAGAAACCAUACAAAUGUGAACUGUGUUCCUUCCGCUGCAGUGACCGGAGCAACUUGUCCCACCAUCGAAGACGCAAGCAUAAAAUGGUACCAAUUAAAGGUACUAGGUCUUCAUUGAGCAGCAAGAAAAUGUGGGGGGUUUUACAGAAAAAAACGAGCAACCUGGGGUAUAGCAGAAGAGCACUCAUCAACCUAAGUCCACCGUCCAUGGUGGUUCAGAAACCAGACUACCUUAACGAUUUCACCCAUGAAAUCCCAAAUAUUCAGACUGAUGCCUACGAAAGUAUGGCGAAAGCCACACCCACUGGUGGCCUGCCGAGGGACCCUCAAGAACUCAUGGUUGACAACCCUUUAAAUCAGCUCUCGACCCUAGCAGGACAGUUGUCCAGUUUGCCACCUGAAAACCAGAACCCGGCAUCCCCUGAGGUGGUUCCCUGCCCCGACGAAAAGCCUUUUCUGAUUCAGCAGCCCUCUGCCCAAGCAGUGGUUUCUGUUGUGUCAGCAAGCGUUCCUCAGAGCUCCUCUCCCACCAGCCCUGACCCUCGGCCUUCACACAGUCAAAGGAACUACAGUCCAGUGGCAGGGCCGAGCAGUGAACCAAGUGCCCACACGAGCACUCCCAGCAUAGGGAACAGCCAGCCCAGCACUCCGGUCCCGACGCUGCCGGCCCAGGACCCUCAGCUGCUCCACCACUGCCAGCACUGUGACAUGUAUUUCGCAGACAAUAUCCUCUACACGAUCCACAUGGGAUGCCACGGCUACGAAAACCCCUUUCAGUGUAAUAUAUGUGGAUGCAAAUGUAAAAACAAGUAUGAUUUCGCCUGUCAUUUUGCAAGAGGGCAGCAUAACCAACACUGA
Molecule: messenger RNA, 1260 nt
Organism: Orycteropus afer afer
Lineage: Eukaryota; Metazoa; Chordata; Mammalia; Tubulidentata; Orycteropodidae
Gene: IKZF5
Product: IKAROS family zinc finger 5
Exons: 3
Coding region: 1-1260 (419 amino acids)
Biological process (GO): regulation of transcription by RNA polymerase II
Molecular function (GO): RNA polymerase II cis-regulatory region sequence-specific DNA binding; DNA-binding transcription factor activity
Source: RefSeq, a predicted model, not a curated record